AUGGCAUCUUUUCAUUCCUCUCACGGUCUUCUUCUAAUUGUUGUAUUAAUUUCUUCACUUCAGUUUAACUUGAAAGCGGAACCAGUAAAAGAAUUGUUUCCGUACCAUGGUGGUCCUCUACUUUCCGGGAAUAUCCCCAUUAAUCUGAUUUGGUAUGGACAGUUCAGUCUCGCUCAGCGUGCAAUUGUCUCAGACUUCAUUGCCUCUCUUUCAAAACCCACAGCGGAGCAGCCCUCUGUUGCGUCAUGGAUGAAUUUGACGGCUAAAUUCUACCAGGUUACCACAAUUCCUGAUUCACUUGUUCUUUCACUAGGUAAAGAAGUCCUUGAUGAGAAUUACUCUCAAGGAAAAUCGCUCACUAGCGCCCAGCUUUACGAGUUGGCCAAAAAGGGUGGGGAAGACAAUCUGAUCAAUGUGCUUUUGACAUCAGCAGAUGUAACGGUUGAAGGGUUUUGCCAGGGUCGAUGUGGUACUCAUGCCUUGGGUACAGGACCCAUGCAUGGUAACACCAACAGUAAAUUUAAUUACAUUUGGGUUGGAAAUUCAGAGAUUCAGUGUCCAGGUCUAUGCGCAUGGCCAUUCCACGAGUCAAUAAAUGGACCAAAGACUCCCCCCUUAAAGGCACCCAACAGUGAUAUUGGUCUUGAUGGUAUGGUGAUCAACGUGGCUAGCCUUUUGGCUGGGACUGUUACCAACCCUUUUGGAAACGGCUUCUUCCAGGGGCCCCAAGAAGCACCCCUGGAGGCAUCCACCGCUUGUCCUGGAGUUUUCGGAAAAGGGGCUUACCCUGGAUUUGCAGGAACCUUGCUCGUUGACUCUAAAACUGGUGCGAGCUACAAUGCCAAUGGUAUCAAUGGAAAAAAGUAUUUGCUUCCUGCUAUGAUGGACCCUGAAACUUCAACUUGUACCACCCUAGUUUGA
Molecule: messenger RNA, 921 nt
Organism: Pistacia vera
Lineage: Eukaryota; Viridiplantae; Streptophyta; Magnoliopsida; Sapindales; Anacardiaceae
Product: protein EXORDIUM-like 1
Exons: 1
Coding region: 1-921 (306 amino acids)
Source: RefSeq, a predicted model, not a curated record